GUCCACACCUCACCUCUCGCCCCCGACCCUGAUUCAACCUCUGACAUCCUAACCUAACAUCGCCCUAUUCGACGACAAACCCUCGCUCUGCGCCAGCGACAUUCGCCCAUUUCCCCUAAAUAUCGUCGAUUACUUUCCCUCGAACUCCGCAAAGACCACUACAAGACUGCUAUCUGCUCGCGCCGCGCCGGCUCCGCUCACCGAGUCCCGAGGAAAACCCAGUGCAGUGCAUGACGUUCGGCUGAAGAGAGAAGCGGAGCGCAGCGACUCUCGGUCGACGACCGGCGCGACUCUCGCCCACAAAUCUCCCUCGCGGAGUCGUCCACGAUGUCGUUCCAUCCUCAGACUCCCCAGAGCCCAUCGCAAUUCUCCUCCGGGACCUCGGAGCCCGUGUUAAGCGUGACAACCUCAAUGACCUCCACAGCCACGCCAACCACCUUGCCGACUCCUGCCCACAGCGUCACUGGAAGCGCCCAUCACGACCUUGCAAUGACCGACGACUCCCCCCACAAGCGGAAGCGCUCUGUGGAUGACAGUGGCGACCGCGAGCAGAAGAAAGUCCACACCGAGGAAAGCAAGCUGGGCAUUGAGGACCUGCAUCUCGAUGUAGGGAAGAAAUACCUUCUUUGCCAGACUCCUCAUCCGGAGUCAUUACCACGCGUCUCGGAAGAUCUUUAUGACAUGUUCAACCUCAGUGGGCUCGCCGCCGAAGUAGCUCGGGAGAAGCCAAAUGGAGAAAAGAACGCAUUACGUUCAUCUUACACAGGCCAUAUGAAGAACUUAGGUAUUGCUGGCAACUGGAAAGUGCGAGUAACAGACAAGGACUCUAACGCCGAGAAACCCGACUUCUUCGACAUCCUGCAUAUGCCCGAUGAGGAUUGGGAUAACACGAUAGUCAAGGGUCAAAACAUCAAACACGGGCUAUCACAAGCAAGUCUCUCCGCCCUCGGACGAGCAGUAACCAUGGCCAAAGGACCUAUAGGCAAGAAGGACUGGGACACUUCAAGAUUAGGACUUCAGUCACCCGGCCUGGAUUCAAAGCAAACUUCGUCAGCGAGACCUACCGCUCCCAACACUCCGCUCAACGUACCUGGCGCAGUAGGACGACUAAAGGCUCAGGGGCCCUCAGCAAACGAUCCAAACCGACCAAAGCGUAACGUGAAGAAGCGAACAUAUGGUGAUAGCAGUUUCGAGGGCUAUGGCGAAGGCUACCCUGACGAUGACACAGCUGCGGAUGGGGGCUACUCAACGGGAGAGGGAGAGGGCGGCCAGAAGCGACGCAAGAAGAAUCCGGGAAGCACCUCGCCAUACCCGAGUGCUAUGCGCCAGCAAAGCUACGGCCCUGGCAUGGUGGGCGCAUGAAAUAUCUCGACGGUAGAUGCCCAGUCAUGUCUCAUGUUUCACGACUUGUAUACACACUAUGAAACGAUUCCAACAGGCAUUUGUCCCCUGGGUCUCGUAUACGCUACACAAACAAAAAAAUCUCGAUGCAACUUGCUUUGACAGCCUCCUCGGCUUUUAAUCUUCAAUCUUGGGUUUUCAUUUUUUUUUCUGCAUUCUGAGGGGACGGACACACGAUGUGCGUCCCAACGAGCAUGGCGUUUGGGCAAAGGAGAGAGGCGGCAUAUGGGUAAGGUUGGCCGGUCACUCGGGGGUAGGGGAGGCAUGUUUCUACGUUUCUUAUUUCUCUCAAAAGACGACACGGCCUAGCACAAGGGGCGCGGACACUGGGCAGUGGUGAUAACAAUAGUCAGGGCUUGGGCAAGUUACUAGAAGGUUGAGGUAUAAUUUUUGACCUAUUUAUGCCAUCUCACCUUGUACCAAAUCAAGUUGUUGACUAUCCCAACAUCAAUGGACGGAUGCAACAGUGAAGUAAGGCAUGCACUGCAACAAUAACGCAAUAGGUAUUGAACAUAUUAUAUGGCGUGCAUGAUGCAUAACGCCAGAAGAAAAAGAUGAAAACAGGUACAUAGAUUAGUU
Molecule: messenger RNA, 1980 nt
Organism: Fusarium verticillioides 7600
Lineage: Eukaryota; Fungi; Ascomycota; Sordariomycetes; Hypocreales; Nectriaceae
Exons: 1
Coding region: 328-1362 (344 amino acids)
Biological process (GO): regulation of transcription by RNA polymerase II
Cellular component (GO): mediator complex
Molecular function (GO): transcription coregulator activity
Source: RefSeq, a predicted model, not a curated record